Phasianus colchicus (ring-necked pheasant) is the source of this 1467-nucleotide messenger RNA. RefSeq names its product sorting nexin 5 (gene SNX5). Gene Ontology annotation, cellular component: endosome. The record is from RefSeq and is a predicted model, not a curated record. NCBI's taxonomy places the organism in Eukaryota, Metazoa, Chordata, Aves, Galliformes, Phasianidae. Gene Ontology annotation, molecular function: phosphatidylinositol binding; dynactin binding. Gene Ontology annotation, biological process: intracellular protein transport; retrograde transport, endosome to Golgi; pinocytosis.
ACGAAGCGCCAACCGCCGCUACCCGCGCGCCACGCUUCCCGCCGCCGCCUGCGCGCAUGCGCGACAGCAGCCGCCCUCAGCACCCAUGCGUCUGCGCUUCGCGGCUCGUCCGGCAUUCGUAGUUCCUGCCCGCCGCCAGCCCCGCGGCCCCUUUCCACCGCACCGGGAAAACUCGGCGCUAAAUCCCACGCUGAGGUCUGUAUCUGUAGACCUGAAUGUUGAUCCUUCUCUUCAAAUUGAUAUACCUGAUGCACUGAGUGAAAAGGACAGAGUGAAGUUCACGGUACAUACUAAGACUACACUGCCAGCUUUUCAAAGUCCUGAGUUUUCAGUUACAAGGCAGCAUGAAGAUUUUGUGUGGCUGCAUGACACACUCAGUGAAACUGAGGAGUAUGCAGGACUCAUUAUACCUCCAGCCCCUUCGAAGCCUGACUUUGAUGGUCCCAGAGAGAAGAUGCAGAAACUAGGGGAAGGAGAAGUAUCUAUGACCAAAGAAGAGUUUGCCAAAAUGAAGCAAGAGCUAGAAGCUGAAUACCUCGCUGUCUUCAAGAAGACUGUGUCAUCACAUGAAAUCUUCCUUCAGCGGAUUUCUUCUCACCCUGUGCUCAGCAAAGAUCACAAUUUUUGUGUUUUCCUGGAGUAUGACCAGGAUCUGAGUGUUCGGAGGAAAAACACGAAAGAGAUGCUUGGUUUCCUUCUAAAAAGUGUGGUAAAGAGUGCAGAUGAAAUCCUCUUGUCUGGAGUCAAGGAAGUAGAUGACUUUUUUGAGCAAGAGAAGACUUUUCUUGUAAACUACCACAACAGGAUCAAGGAUGCAUGUGCAAAAGCAGAUAAGAUGACAAGAUCUCGUAAAAAUAUUGCAGAUGACUAUAUUUAUACUUCAGCUUGCUUGAACAGCCUGGCAUUAGAAGAACCUACAGUUAUCAAAAAGUACUUGCUGAAAGUUGCUGAGCUCUUUGAGAAACUCAGGAAGGUGGAGAGUAGAGUUUCAUCUGAUGAAGACUUAAAGCUCUCUGAACUGUUGAGGUACUACAUGCUCAAUAUAGAUGCUGCUAAGGAUCUUCUGUACAGACGUGCAAGGGCUCUUGUUGGUUAUGAAAAUUCAAACAAAGCUCUAGACAAAGCCAGGCUAAAGAGCAAGGAUGUCAAUCUGGCUGAGGCACAUCAACAGGAUUGUUACCAGAAGUUUGAAAAGAUUUCAGAAUCUGCCAAACAAGAAUUGAUAAGCUUCAAACAGAAGAGAAUAACAGCCUUCCGCAAAAACCUAAUUGAAAUGGCAGAACUGGAAAUAAAACAUGCAAAGAAUAACGUCUCUCUCCUGCAAAGCUGUAUUGACUUGCUCAAGAACUAAGGAGCCUUAUUCUGAAAAUGUGAAGGAAUUAAAAAAAAAAAAAAAUCAAUUGCACUCAAUGGCUGGGGUAACUUAUUGGCUCAAUUUCAUAAUCUUAAAAUAAAUACUGUCACUGA